Molecule: messenger RNA, 786 nt
Organism: Protopolystoma xenopodis
Lineage: Eukaryota; Metazoa; Platyhelminthes; Monogenea; Polystomatidea; Polystomatidae
Source: the annotation of a GenBank genome assembly
AUGUCAGCCCAAUUUAGUGGUUUUCGAGUCGAAGUGAUUUCGCCUCAGCUUGGAACGAUAAUAGGCACAAUUACGUCCGUGAGCGCAACCAAGAUUGAUCUAUUAAAUGCAUCUGUAAAUGAUCAAUCUCAAAUAAAACACUAUUCAAUAGAAAACAGGUUCAUCACGCGUGUGCGCAUUUUAUCUACUGGCAAGGAGCGUCUUGAAGCUAAACCCUCAGUGAGAGAUCAACGUAGGGAAUUUCUCCGUAAUAUACCAAAUACUCAAAACGCAUAUGUAUGCCUCGAAUCACCCCCACUGAUUAUUAAAACUCCUGGAUGUCCAAGGGAAACUUGCUGUGGGUCUCCACCUUCAAAAAAGGAUUUGGGAUGCCUUAGGGUUACAGACAAGGCUGCUAAAAAUUCCAGACGUAAUCGAUCUAACGCAUCUGAGAGAAUUCCGUCAAGCGAUAUCUCUGGCUGUGAAAGUGAUCCGACUUUUAAAAAUGGUCGAAAUGAACAAAUUCCGAUUCAUUCUAACAUAUCCGGACACAGGUCUAAAUUCAACAUUCGUCACAGAAGGAAAACAAAUGAUGUCGGAUGGAGUAGUUUGUGCGUAGAAGAUUUUCAAGAUGAAGAUUUUGACUUCGAGGGAAAUCUUGCGAGAUUCGAUAAACAGGCAUUUUACAACAUGGUUGAUGCUCACCAAGCUAAAUCUUUGAAAGAGAUUAAAGAUAAAGAGUUGCUCGCUCCCGUCGAUUUUUCGCUUUUUGAGGGUCCAGAUGGUGUUGGACCUCCUUUGCUCGGU